Bombus pyrosoma is the source of this 3105-nucleotide messenger RNA. RefSeq names its product leucine-rich repeat-containing protein 15-like. The transcript has 5 exons. The record is from RefSeq and is a predicted model, not a curated record. Lineage: Eukaryota; Metazoa; Arthropoda; Insecta; Hymenoptera; Apidae. Bases 1446 to 2771 code for a protein of 441 amino acids. Gene Ontology annotation, molecular function: protein binding.
UUAUAAGAUCCGUUGCUAAGAACUCUGUCGAUCGGAUGAUCGGUGAAAAUGACGAUAAACUUUCAACAAGCGAUAAUGAAUAUCAUAAAUAACGUUUUGAGAACGAUUUUGAUCGAAGUACAAGAGAUUUCCGUUAUUAUUAUUUUUUUUUUAUAGAAAACAGAUUGUUAAAAUUAAACGAAGAUACGUUCGAUGAAAAGCUCUACGAUUUGCGACCAGUUUGCUUAUUACAGGUUGAAGUUUCUCUUUUUUUUUUCUUUUACCAUGCUAUUUUACGAUUUGUUUAUAAAGAAACAUUCGAUAAAUUGGUUUAGCGUGUUGAAGAUAAUAGGUGAAACUGUUCCUUAUUUUCAAAUGCGCUAACAUUUCGUUCACGAACGCAAUAUACAUGUUUCUUCAAAUUCGCCAUUUCUCUAAGCUGUUCGGAUUUUCGUUGAUUAUCUAACUUCCAAUUUAGCCGAACAUCAUUACGAAAGAGCGCUUGGAUUUCGAUUAUCACAUCAGCUUCUUAACUCAUUCACUAGAAAUAUGUUCUCAUCAGUAUUUCGUUUCGCUGCUCACUGAAGAGCAGUUGGAGUUAUCAUUAGAUUACGGUCGUUACAGUAUUGCAUUAUAAAAUCUGCAACGAUGCAUUCCAAAACGAUACACCGUCGUUACUCAGAUAUCUUAUGGCAUUAGAUAUCUUCGUAACCCGAGCAAGGAAGAAGUUUUCGCCAGACGAUGUAUGCACGAUCGCAGCAACGUAUUCGAAAAAACGCUGUUCCCUGAUCGUCUCGAUUCGAGUCGGUUCGAAAUUCUUGGCCAUACUGUUUCAUGGAAGAUCAAGUCGAGGAUCAGAGGAUAAGUACAUAUUAUAUCACUGCAAUAAAAUCGGUACCAUCUUCUAAACUCGUGUAACCGCCUAUCGCACAACAGUGGCACACGCUUACACGUAUGUAUUUCGAUCGCCGACAUUGCAGCAAUAGUUACUCAUAACAACAAAUUAAUCACAUCCUAGUCGUUAUAAUCUAUAAUGAAGGGAUUGAACGAGCUACGAUAAACGAGUGAUCUAAUUUCCGGACAAAUACUGUAUAUGUAAUAAAUAUUCAAGGUAGGAAAUACGUUUCUAAAACAUACUUCUGUCCCAUUUAUUUAAUCCGUUCUUAUACAAAUUUGUUUAAACUUCUGCGAUCUACGUGACGAAUAAUAAAGGUAGAAGAGGAAGCACCACGUGGCGAACCGCGCGCAGAACAGGGGUCUCUGGAAGCUCAGUUACAGUCCUGCAGUCCCUACAGUGUUGAAUUGCAUGAUUAUCGCUUCUUUAUAAAGCGGCGAAUUAAAAUGUUGAGAACAGAAGGUGCUAAGUUGGUGAUAGGCGUUCAAGUAGAGAAUAGAGCGUUGUUCGUUGCAACAGUCGGUUGUUUAGGAGAUCGUUUCUUUUUUCCUCGGCUGUCGCUUCUUAAAAGAUGUUGCUCGCGCAGUGGAGGAUCUUACUUCCGGUUUUCUUCAGCUCGCAAGUAGUAUUUGCGAUAUUUGCGGGUACAAACGAACAUCUGUCGUCCUACAAAUCUCACACGAAAGUCUGCAUUCCGGGAACCAUUCUGAACCUUAACAAUACAGGCCUGACAAGAAUCGGAGACGUUUUCGCUAAUACCUCGGACAUAAGGGAGUUGUAUCUUAACGACAACGAAAUCGCGUACAUUUCUGAUAAAGCGUUCGACAUGAUGGAAGGGCUAGAAAUUUUGAGCAUCUCCGGCAACAUAAUACCUCUCGAUGAAUGGUCGUGGCUCCGCUACCACGCAACAUUGCGGAGUCUGAUUAUAAACAAUAACAAGUGGAGAACCAAGCACAGAGGUAAAUACGACAUCAGCAUCCCAAACACAUUUGGAUAUUUACCGAAUCUGGAAAUCUUGUCGUUAAGAGGUAACGAUAUUUCUCAAUUCGACGUUCCCCUUGACAAAUUCACGCCUAGACUAAGGAAAUUGGACUUGUCGGAAAAUUACAUUCAAUCGUUCAGUUUCCUCGACAAUAUACCGGAAACCAUGGAGAUCAUCCUGUUGGAAAAGAACAGAUGCCCGUGCCAGGUUCGAAAGCUUCCAGCUAACAUCAGAGUUCUGUUUCUGAACGGAAACCAAGUAACAGAAUUGUGCGAUGCACAUUGCACGCACUCGCACUCGCUGUCGUUAAAAGGGCUCGAGUGGUUGAAUAUUUUGAACGUGUCCAACAACAAUAUCAACAGCAUAGAGAGCGACGCAUUCAAGGAUACAAUACAUGUGCAAACGAUAGAUCUAUCCCAUAACUACAUAGGAUCGGUAUCGGAACACGUUUUCCGGGGACUGUCUAGCCUGAAGGAACUUCGCAUGAGUCAUAAUCUGCUGCAGAUUGUGCCGAAUUUGAGCUCGUUGAAUAGCUUGAGAUACUUGGAUUUAACCAACAAUUACAUCGAGGAGGUGACGAAUUUGAACUAUUUGAAGUUCAUCGAGACGCUAGAAUGGUUGGAUUUAUCGAAUAACCGCAUCAAAGUACUUCCCAUGAUGCUAAUUUACCAUAAAAAAUCCUUUGAAUGGAAUCUCUUGCUGAAAAAUAACAGUAUCAUGGACAUCGAUGAUCUGUUUACGGAUAAGUGUUUGGAAAUACAGCUUAUAUUGCAUCUUCAGAACAAUCCUUUCUCGUUCUUCAAAUUCAACAUGUUAACGGUACACAUGAAAGAACCUGUGCUGCCUAGCGUGGAGAGCAACACGAUAUCGACCGAGAGUUCAGAAGAAUUCACAAUAUAUUCUGACGAGAACUAACGAUCUCGAUGCCGAUAUAUCUUCCUAUCUACGUUUCGUAUGCUGUACCAGAUGACCUCGAGGAUUUCACGUGCGAGUUUCUACGUGGUUUUCAACGGGGUUGAAAACGACUACUCUUCACACGAUUGAAAUUCGAGAAUCGAGCAUCAAGAAGAAACGUAGAAGAAGAAGAAGGUUCGUCGACAUUUUUACAUUUUUUCAUUUCUAUUACCAUCGCCGCUAUGUUUCAAACAUUAACGUUAUUGUUGUUUCAUUGAAAAUACAAAGUCUUUGUAUUUUGUAAACGAUUGAUAUAAAAUAAAUAUUCGCUGUACGUCAAUCACGUUUACGUAUA